Melanaphis sacchari is the source of this 1377-nucleotide messenger RNA. RefSeq names its product protein muscleblind (gene mbl). The coding region runs from base 426 to 1199 and encodes 257 amino acids. Lineage: Eukaryota; Metazoa; Arthropoda; Insecta; Hemiptera; Aphididae. Gene Ontology annotation, molecular function: metal ion binding. The transcript has 10 exons. The record is from RefSeq and is a predicted model, not a curated record.
ACAUCAUGCAGGCAAGAGUAUAAGUCCGAAAACCCGUGUGUGGUGGUCAUCAUCGUCCGUCUUCGCUUAUCUAUACUGCAGACUGCUUCUGCCCUCGUCCGUUAUAAUAUAAUAUUAUAACACAAUCGCACGUGUCGUACGACCACCAUCACCACCGUUACUUGCAGUACACAUAGGCAAGUUACGGGACGCCCAGCACACCGCCCAGCGAGCCGAAAAACGGACAGAAGAAAACAAAAUACAUCAAACCGGAGAGGGAGGAGAAAUCGUUUGCCACCGUCGGUCCACUCUACGGUGAUCAACCAAUAACGUCCGGUGAGCACUGCGUGAGCACUGCAGUCGUCAAUAGUGUACGUGUAGCGAAUCUCACGUUCAUUGCCAUUCUUGCACUAUACGCGACAGAGAACACAGACAACAGCGAUAAUAUGGCCGUUGUAAACAUGAACAAUUUGCUGAACGGCAAGGAUUCCAGAUGGCUGCAAUUGGAGGUAUGCCGGGAAUACCAGCGGAACAAGUGCUCCAGACCUGACACGGAUUGCAAGUUUGCGCACCCGGCUGCCAACGUGGAGGUUCAAAAUGGUCGUGUCACCGCCUGCUACGACAGCAUAAAGGGCAGGUGUAACCGAGAGAAACCACCGUGCAAAUAUUUUCAUCCACCGCAACAUCUCAAGGACCAGCUGUUGAUAAAUGGUCGUAACCACUUGGCCCUGAAGAAUGCAUUAAUGCAGCAAAUGAAUUUGGCUAGUCAACAGAUAGUGCCGGGGCAAGUUCCUACAGCAGUGGCAGCGCCAACAGCAUAUUUGACCGGAAUCCCUGGCGCAAGUACCCAGGUCGGUAACACUUACACGCCAUACUUUAGCGCCGCCGGUCCGUUGAUUGGACCGACCACAAUAAUCACUUCAGACCCGAACAAUCCGCUAGCAAUGGCCGUACAGCAGACAAUGGUUACUCAACAGAAAAUGCCUAGGAACGACCGUCUAGACAUGGAUAUGAAAGCCGUUGGAACAUUUUAUUACGAAAAUUUUAUGAAUAUUAAUGGUUUCCAGGCAUUUCCGGGAAUGAUGCAGUACAAACGUGCCGCGGGCGACAAGUCUGGAAUGCCGGUGUUUCAACAAAACACAGGAGCUUACCAACAAUUGCUUCAGCCAUUCGUGCCAACCGUAUCUUUUGCUGCACCACCGGGCAUCCCGAGGUAUUAACAUAACGACUACAAUCCAGAAAUCAAUCUGUGUUACACCAUGCAUCCAUUGAAUGUAUGGUCGUGGCCUAAUAUUUAUUAACAAAAUCACGUUCAAUUCAAGUCAUCAAUUUAAUACACCGUAAAUUUUUUAUAGUGUAUUUUAAUACAUUAUAUAAUUCAUAAAUAAUAAAGUAGAA